GACCUCGGGCGCCGCGCGGUCUGCCUGCUCGAGUCCGACGGCCUGGUGCGGUGCGUGCCCCUCGUCGGGGUGUGGGUCGACCUGGCGGGGGGGCACCGCGAGGGUCAGGCCACUCCGGCGGCCUGCUGGGACGCGAGCGGGGUGGUCGACAGCCCCCUCGUCUGGGCGGCGGCCGCGCGUUUCGUGCACAGCCCUCACGUCGGCGAGCGCGUGUGGAUCGAGGACGCGACCUUCCUCGUGAUGAUCGUGCACCGCUGCACGCCUCACGGGCCUGGAGGCGCCGCCGCGAGCGCCUCUGCCAGCUUCUUCGAGGCCAAGUACGCCUGCCCCGCAGCCAAGGGCGCUCUCGUCGCCCCGGCUGGCGAGCCGCUCACACUGGACACCAGCGGCGUGGCAGAGCCGCCUCGGCAGCUGAGCUGCGCCCUGCUGCAG
Messenger RNA from Prorocentrum cordatum, 432 nucleotides. NCBI's taxonomy places the organism in Eukaryota, Dinophyceae, Prorocentrales, Prorocentraceae. The record is from the annotation of a GenBank genome assembly.